Messenger RNA from Pyricularia pennisetigena, 1587 nucleotides. RefSeq lists its product as uncharacterized. Lineage: Eukaryota; Fungi; Ascomycota; Sordariomycetes; Magnaporthales; Pyriculariaceae. The coding region runs from base 1 to 1587 and encodes 528 amino acids. The transcript has 6 exons. Gene Ontology annotation, biological process: amino acid transmembrane transport. Gene Ontology annotation, molecular function: amino acid transmembrane transporter activity. Gene Ontology annotation, cellular component: membrane. The record is from RefSeq and is a predicted model, not a curated record.
AUGAAGAACCCCUUUUACUCCACCGGCGAUGAGAAGCAUCCACACUCCCCGGCCGAGGCGGACUCUCCGAUCGAGCCGGUUGGUCGCGGCGGCGAGCCUCCCGUGGUCGACGCCGCACACGAUGAUCUUCAUCGUGGAAUGAAGCCGCGGCAGUUGAAUAUGAUGGCUAUUGCUGGUGCCAUCGGAACAGGUCUCAUUCUCGGCUCUGCAUCUGCCCUCAAGAACGGCGGUCCCGGCUCCCUGUUGAUCGCCUAUAUGUUGAUGGGCUGGGUUGUGUACGUGGUCAUGGUGGCGCUCGGCGAGAUGGGCACAUGGCUGCCCCAUAAGAAGUCAUUCUCCGGCUAUGCAACCCGCUUCGUCGACCCGGCCAUGGGCUAUGCCACUGGAUGGAACUACUUUCUCAAAUACGUCAUCGUCCUGCCAAACAACCUCACGGCCACGGGUAUCCUGCUCAGAUAUUGGGCUCCUCACAUCAACGUGGGAGUUUGGAUUACUGUUUUUGGCGUGCUGAUCAUCGCGUUGAACCUUAUUCAUGUCAAGUUCUUUGGUGAGGCAGAGUUCUGGAUGUCUCUGAUCAAGGCGCUCGUCAUCGUCAUGCUCAUCUUCCUCUGCUUGAUCAUUGCCCUCGGCGGCGGUCCCAACGGCUUCAGGUCUGGCUUCUACUACUGGCAAAACCCUGGCCCGUUUGUGCAGUACAACGACAUCCCGGGUGCCACCGGGCGCUUCCUCGGCGUCUGGGCCUCCAUGGUUCAGGCUACCUUUGCCUACCUCGGCACCGAGCUGGUCGGUGUCGCGUUUGGAGAGACGCCCAACCCCCGGAAGAACGUCCCCAAGGCCGUCCGCCAGACCCUGAUGCGUAUCAUCUUCUUCUACCUCGGAGGUGUCAUUGUGCUUGGCAUGGCCGUGCCCAGCAACAACAAGGACCUUCUCGAUGCCACCAAGAAGGGAGUCAGCGGAGAGGCUUCCCCAUUCGUCGUCGCCGCCAAGCUCUCGGGCAUCGACAAGCUCGACCAGGCCGUCAACGGUCUCCUCCUCGUCUUCACGCUCUCGGCCGCCAACUCGGACAUCUACCUCGCCGCUCGGUCCUGCUGGGCCCUCGCCAAGGACGGGCAGGCCUUCCGCAUGUUUGGAAAGACCAACGCGCGCGGGGUGCCCAUCCCGGCCGUGGUCCUGUCGUCGCUCUUCAUCGUGCUCGGCUACAUGAACGUGACGACGGACGCGGCCAAGGUGUUUGGCUACUUUGUGUCGAUGGUGACGGUGUUUGGCGCCCUCAACUGGGUCGCCGUCCUCGUCAGCUACAUUGCCAUGGUCAGGGGUAUGAAGGCGCAGGGCAUCCCGCGCAGCGUUCUGCCCUACCGCAACCCGCUGCUGCCCUGGGGCGCGUACAUUGCGCUCUUCGUCACGGUGCUCAUCAUCAUCUUCAACGGCUUCGCCGCCUUCAUCCCGACGUUCCAGGUCGACAAGUUCAUCACGAGCUACAUUGGCGUCCCCAUCUACAUCAUCAACAUCAUCUUUUGGAAGAUCAAGAACAGAACCAAGAUGGUCAAGCCGCACGAGAUGGACUUGAUUACCGACAGGAGGGAGUAA